Messenger RNA from Armigeres subalbatus, 2694 nucleotides. Its product is annotated as sodium-independent sulfate anion transporter-like. Gene Ontology annotation, biological process: transmembrane transport. The transcript has 5 exons. Lineage: Eukaryota; Metazoa; Arthropoda; Insecta; Diptera; Culicidae. The coding region runs from base 565 to 2391 and encodes 608 amino acids. The record is from RefSeq and is a predicted model, not a curated record. Gene Ontology annotation, molecular function: sulfate transmembrane transporter activity. Gene Ontology annotation, cellular component: plasma membrane.
ACAAACAUAUUUAUUCGCGCGCGCAUUGCUUUAGUGUUGCGAAUAUCGUUAUCACAGUGUUGUUCGCACAGUGUCGUAUUAUUUUUGACGGCAUGUUUCGACCGUUGAUAGUGUAGCAUAAAUGUUUAUCCUUUAUCGAAGUUAACGCAAAUGGCGCUGAUGUGAUGAGAAACUGUACAUUUAUCAUUGCUAGUUGUUGGGGCUACUAGACUAGAAGAUAAAAAUAGUGUGCUUGGGAGAUUAGUUACCUUGCUUAGUGAUAUACUCGAAUACUCUCUGAAUAAUGCGUCUAUUUAUCAUGGAAACUACUGCCCAAUGAAAAUUUUUAAUAGAAGAUACAGCGUCAAUAGCAACUGAUAAGCAACUGAAACCACCCUCUUGGUGGCACGACCACACAAACGCUGAACGGAAGGUAGAGCCCCAAGCAUGGCAGUAUUUUUAGUUCAGUAUGGCUCUGAUUAGAGCGCGUUCCGGUCGUCGUUGUCGGUAACGAAUUUCGACAGUUCUAGGCUGUAUCUUAUCGAUUAUCACGGCUAGGAGUGCUACUUGAGAACGGUAACAAUAAUGGACAAGUACAAUGCCAACGAGGCCAAGACCUACCGGAAUUUACCGCAGCAUGAGAACGGAUUAGUGCGAGACGCGGAAGAUGACUAUUCGGAGGAGUUCCCGCAGUUUGGUGAACUAUUUAAGUUCCGACAUGGAUGUUGCAGCGAGAAAAUGAUCAAAAAGCGCCUGCCGAUCCUAUCAUGGCUUCCCCACUACAAUCGACAGUACCUAGUGCAGGAUAUUGUGGCGGGUUUGACCGUCGGGUUGACGGUCAUUCCGCAGGGAAUAGCCUACGCUGUAGUGGCUGGGUUGGAACCGCAAUAUGGGCUGUAUUCGGCUUUCAUUGGAUGCUUUGUGUACUUUGUGUUCGGUAGCUGUAAGGACAUUACGAUAGGGCCGACAGCGAUCAUGUCGCUGAUGGUGCAGGUUCACGUUGCCAAUUUGGGGCCGUCAUUCGCGCUGCUGGCGACGUUUCUUUCAGGUUGCAUAAUCCUUGUGCUUGGAUUACUUAACUUGGGUUUCCUAGUGCAGUUCAUUUCUAUGCCAGUGACUGCCGGGUUUACUUCAGCCGCUGCCAUCACCAUUGCGAGCGGGCAAAUCAAGUCACUUCUAGGACUUCCUGGGAGUUCCAACGAAUUCCUAGAUUCAUGGGCGAAUGUAAUUGAGAACAUUCAUCUAACGAAGCUGUGGGAUUCUGUACUCGGAAUCGGAACGAUUGUGCUCCUUCUGUCUAUGAUGCAGCUAAAGAACAUGAAGGGUCCAUGGAAAACGUUUGGCAAAUAUGUUGCGCUGGCACGCAACGCAAUUGUCGUGAUCUGUGGAACCGUGCUAGCGUACUACCUUAGCACCGACGGAGUGGCUCCCUUUGAUUUGACGGGCAACGUAACCUCUGGAUUUCCACCCAUGCAACCACCUCCGUUCUCUGCGGUGGUCAACAACCAAACCUACUCUUUUCCGGACAUGGUCUACCAGUUGGGAACGUCCGUUAUCGCUCUGCCGCUCAUCGCCAUCCUGGAGAGUAUCGCCAUCGCGAAAGCAUUCUCCAAGGGAAAAACCAUCGAUGCCACCCAGGAAAUGAUUGCGCUCGGGUUGUGCAACAUUGUAGGGUCGUUCUUCGCAUCGUUACCCGUAACCGGGUCGUUCACCCGAACGGCCGUCAACAAUAGCAGCGGUGUGCGAACGCAAGCCGGUGGUAUCACUACCGGCCUUAUUGUGCUUCUUGCGCUAGGGCUUCUAGCUGGAACGUUCUUUUACAUUCCGAAAGCCGUAUUGGCUGCGGUAAUCAUAGCCGCUAUGUUCUUCAUGGUGGAGUUCCACGCGGCGGCCGAAAUCUGGCGUACGAAGAAAAUCGAUAUCAUUCCUUUGUUUGCUACGCUGAUGUCUUGUCUGUUCCUGGGCUUGGAGUACGGGAUGAUCAUUGGAAUCGGCGUCAACAUGUGCUUCGUGCUGUACCAAACGUCGCGCCCGAAUAUAGCACACUGUAUUCAACGGAUCGGCAACGUAGAUAUGUUGGUAAUUACUCCAGAUCAGAGCCUGAUCUACUCUUCGGCCGAGUACCUCAAAGCUCGUGUCGUAAAACUAUCUCAGCAGAAUCUAGUCGACCUGGUCGUGAUCGAUGGCGCUGCCAUUAAUCACAUCGAUACAACUGUGGCCAAAAUCCUGGCCAGUAUUGUUGAAGAUCUCAAAAUGCAGGAACGGCCGGUCCUGUUCUGGAACUGGCAACGCCCGGUGCAGCACACUGCUUUCCGCCUACAUGAGGAGUUGUUUGUUCCACUUUUCAAGUGUGGCCAUUCGCUGGAAGAGAUUGUCAAACAAUGGUCGCUGGAUAAUCGAAUUGAGGCAUGAACGCAAUUUGUCUUGCUUUGUGAUAGAUGAGACCAUACUCGGGUAUUUGAGUAACUUAUUAUCAGGAUGAUUAUGCCUAUUUGAUUGACAUUUUUUACAACUGGAAAAUCAAAAUCGACAAAGGUAUUACAUAUAUGGUUACCAUUUAUAUGCAUUCUAGAAUUAGUUUUUGUAAGAUGAUUAAUAUAAGCCUCGUUACUGUUUCGUUAUGUAUAGGUACAACAUUGAUAGAUCACAUAUCUUGUAUAAAUAAAAAUGAAAAGAAUUCUCAUGUCCGUACAGGUACGGCGAUGUGGAUACUAG